AUGUUGCGCGUGGUGAGUCAAGUGCACGCUAACCGCAAUGUCUACGUCAGUGCCGAAGUGAUCAGAGGCAGAGAUUGCGUUGACACUGGAGAGACGAAGAACGAGCCCGUGUGUGCCUCGAAUGGCGUGCAAUAUUUGAAUGAAGAAGUGUUCAAGUACCACAAGUGCGUGAUCCAAGUGACGUGGGACAAGACUAUUGAGCUUGUUGACAUGAAAAUGUGUGCAGAAGCCCUGCAAGAAGACAGCGAGCAUCCAAACGUCUCGGGUGCUGACUAUUGA
Messenger RNA from Peronospora matthiolae, 279 nucleotides. Lineage: Eukaryota; Oomycota; Peronosporomycetes; Peronosporales; Peronosporaceae. The record is from the annotation of a GenBank genome assembly.